UGUAAACAUCGUCUGCUUCACUGCACUUUGAGACAACUUUUCACUUCUUACUUUCUGAAAAUUCAUGAGAUGCAGCUGUCUUGUUGUGAGGAGUUACUUCCCCUACAGUGGUACGACAACCUGUCCCCUGAUGCUCAGCGGGUGAUGUUGUCACUACAGAGGAAGUACACCAAGAUGCGAGACCAAAUCCUGCUGUCACAAAUGAAGAAGGAGCGUAUGUCUCAGGAUCCAAAUGAAUACUACCGAUCACUCUAUUCUCAUCAGUUCAAGGCUGAGCCUACUCCCAGUCGACCUAAGACCAACACCAACUAUCAAAUUCAGAGACUGAGAAGUAACAACGAUCUUAUCAACUCUCAAAGAACUGGUUCCCAUUUCCAACUGAGCACAGAUGAACCUAUCCACAUUAAAACAGAACCGCCAGAUUCACCAUGUUUCACUGAUCAUAUUUUUAAGAGACCUUUUGAAUUUGCACAGAAAAGUGAAAUACAUGUCUUGCAGCCACAUGCAGCCGAAAAUGUCCCUACCAUAAACCAGAAAACAUGUUUUGAUCAGAGUUCUUCAACAAAAAAUGAAUUCCCUGCUCACACAUAUGACCUUGAUGCUAUGAGCCUUUUAGCAGCCAAUGACCGAGAAAGGACAAAACUGGAAAAAAGGAAAAGAUCAGAUGCAUCAUCACAUGAGGAAUUUAAUAGAACAAAGCAACUGAGAGCAUAUGAUUUAAGUAUUCAGGACAGAGCUGGACCCGAAAAACCUUCAAAUCUUUGUAUGGAAAAUAAUCUCAGAAGUUCCAUUUCAGAAUGCCCCAAAAGAUCACAAUCAGUAGUGGAUGCGAUGCCAGAGACAUCUUUCAACCUUGGCUUCUUGGAACAAUGUGAAUUAACCCCAGUUCCUCCCUUGCCUCUAGAAGCUGAUAUCUCCACCAUGGCAAUCGAUGAGGAUCUGUAUUUGGCAUCUCAAGAUCUGUUCACGUCCCAGGUAGAACCUGUGCAAGUCAGCAGUGAUGAGAUAACCUUUGAUCAAAAGCAAGAGGUUAAUGUACAGAGGAUGCAGAUUCAGAAGGAACAGGAACUGAGCAUUGUCCACGUAGAACAUGACUCAAGGAGGAGUGAGGAUGUUCCAUGUGAUCUGGUUGACCACAGUUACAAGAAUCAGUGCCUACAGAUAGAAUCUUUAAAUCCUACCAGUUAUUCCAGGGAGGAGCAUACUGAGACUACUUUCAUUAUUGAUGGGACCACAAACCAUGGUAUGAUACCAGGGGACCCUAUUUCAGCUGAGCAGAGAGACAAGUAUGAGAUGGAAGACAGGAAUAUAAAUAGAGUAGAAGUUGUUGUAGCUGAUAAACAAAGGACUUCAGUUAUGCAGACAGAAGGUCAAAGUCACAUUGAAAACUAUUUUCAAAGGCAACCCUGCUCUGUUGCUAGGAAACUGGAAUUAAACAAGCAAAUGAGGGAAACAGAGAGAAAAAAGAUAGGAUCAACAUCCAUGACAGGAGAAAAAAGCAACACUGACAAGACUCCCAAGAUUCCUGAUUUUUGCAAAGCAAAGAGGUCAAAAAUGGCCUGUGGAAAACAAACUGAUCAGUUAAAUCAACACCAAACAUCAGUCGGAGAUGCCAGUGUUAUUCAGGUGCAACACUUGUCAGAGCAGUCUAGGAACAGAAUGAGAGAAGACAUCUGCAGCAGUCAGUCAGUGUGCCUUAGUCUUGUGUAUUCAGACAAUACUACUAGCAUGAGAUGCUUCCAGCCAUCAGGGCUAAAGGUGAAGUUUGUAGCUGUGAAAGUGUUUGCUGUGAAGUCCCAUCCAGGAUCUUUUGUGGCUCUGUUCUCCUGCACGGCAGACGAUACAUCUUACCUGAACUGGUUCAAAAAUCUGAUCUUAGAGAUAAUGGAGAAUAAUAACAUUGAGAAAAUUGUGAUGAAUGGAAAGCAAGUAUGUGUUGAACUGCUCAAGCUUUUGGAAGAAAACUGGCAGAAGGAUUGCUCUUCAUGGACACUGCUGGAUCCAGUAGUUGGUUCCUGGCUACUGAAUUCUGAUAAACCAUCUCGGUGUCUACAAGAUGUCAUCAAGGAGUCCGGAGUCCGACAGACUAUCAGUGUGAUUCACGAUGGUGUAAAAAGUUUGGACGCUGAUCUAAGCCUUCUCCAUGACAUGAUGACCAAGAUGAGAGAGCGGCUAUGGUCACAUGGUCUUUGGGGGUUAUUCUGCAACAUCGAGACACGUCUGAUUCCCUUGUUAGCUCAGCUCGAGAUGCAGAGAUUCAAAGUCAACACAGCAACAUUUGUUGCCUUUUCUAAUAUACUAAAGAAAAAGCUUACAAAGUUGGAAGAGAAAGCCUUUGCUUCAGCAGGACACAGUUUCUGUAUCAACAGCCAUCCUCAGCUAAGACAGGUGCUGUAUGAAGAGCUGCGACUGGAUGAGAAGUUACCAGGUAGGAGUAGGAUAGCGAAGACCACUGUGGCACAUCAGAAGUCAACCUCUGAAGCCACCUUGACCCAGCUGAAGGACACUCACACUCUACCAGCAAUAGUGUAGGAAUAUAGGCAGCUCCAGAAGUUGAAGUCUACAUAUGUGGAUGGGAUGGCAUCGUGUGUGAGGAAAGGCUACCUGUCCACCCACUGGGACCAGACAGCUGCUGUCACUGGGAGACUCACAUCGUUCCAGCCCAACAUACAGGCCAUCCCUAAGGUCCCUGUCACCAUCACAGAUGUUCAUGACAACUUUAUUGUUGGUAAAGUUUGUGAGCAAACCACACAGAUCUUUGCACGAGAACCGUUCAUCAGCCAUGAGGGGCACCUGUUACUGGCAGCAGAUUUCCAGCAGAUAGAGUUACGACUGUUAGCACACCUGGCUGAUGACCAAGUCCUUCUGGGUAUCUUCAACAACCCCCAACUUCAUGACAUCUUUAUUGAACUCACAUCACAAUGGUUGGGCAAGUCAGCUGAUGAAGUCAGUCCACCAGAGAGAGAACAGACCAAGAGAAUAGUCUACUCAGUCAUGUAUGGAGUAGGCAAAGAAAAGUUGGCUGAUUAUCUCAAAGUGAGCUCCAACAAUGCCAAGGCUAUCAUGACCAGUUUCCUCACAAAGUUCCCUGCAGUAAACAGCUUCACAAAGAAGUGUGUUGAUUUCUGCCAACAACAUGGUUUCACACAUACAAUUUUCAAGAGGAAACGUCUUAUCCCGAACAUUAACCACCCAUCUCAUCAACUGAGGGCACAGGCUGGGAGGCAGGCUGUUAAUUUCUGCGUUCAGGGAUCAGCUGCUGAUUUGUGUAAGGCAGCCAUGCUACAAGUCCAAAGCCAUCUCAACAAGCAUGGCAUGAGUUCCAAAGUUAGACUUCUGGCCCAGAUCCACGAUGAGCUUUUGUAUGAGGUGGAGGAGGAACACCUAGACACAGUCAAAGGUAUUGUGAAAGAUGUCAUGGAAGACAGCGGAGGUCUGUGUGGAGACAUGACUAAACUCAAUGUUCGGAUCCGAGUGUCUCUCAGUACUGGUACAUCAUGGGCACAUCUACAGUCUUCUGAAUAGACCUGUGACUUUCAACCAUCAGUUUAAGCCAUUGGACUGAUAUGUGAUUAUUAGUUUUGACCAUUAGACUGACAUGUGAUUAUCAGUUUAAGCCAUUAGAUUGACGUGAUUAUCAGGUAAGACCAUCAUACUGACAUGUGAUGAUCAGUUUAGACCAUAAAGUUGACAUGUUACCAUCAGUUUAGACCAUGAUGCUGACAUGUGACCAUCAGUUUAGACCAUGAUGCUGACAUGUGACCAUCAGUUUAGACCAUGAUGCUGACAUGUGACCAUAAGUUUAGACCAUGAUGCUGACACGAACAUCAGUUUGGACCAUAAUACUGACAUGUGACCAUCAGUUUAGACCAUGAUGCUGACAUGAACAUCAGUUUGGACCAUGAUGCUGACAUGUGACCAUUAGUUUAGACCAUAAUGCUGACAUGUGACCAUAAGUUUAGACCAUAAUGCUGACAUGUGACCAUUAGUUUAGACCAUAAUGUUGACAUGUGACCAUUAGUUUAGAUCAUGAUGCUGACAUGUGACCAUCAGUUUAGAUCAUGAUGCUGACAUGUGACCAUCAGUUUAGACCAUAAUGCUGACAUGUGACCAUUAGUUUAGACCAUAAUGCUAAAUAAAUGCAAAUUGUUUUUGGAAUGUAA
Messenger RNA from Haliotis rufescens (red abalone), 4163 nucleotides. RefSeq names its product DNA polymerase nu-like. Gene Ontology annotation, biological process: DNA-templated DNA replication; double-strand break repair. Gene Ontology annotation, molecular function: DNA binding; DNA-directed DNA polymerase activity. Lineage: Eukaryota; Metazoa; Mollusca; Gastropoda; Lepetellida; Haliotidae. The record is from RefSeq and is a predicted model, not a curated record. The transcript is spliced from 22 exons.